Teleopsis dalmanni is the source of this 1928-nucleotide messenger RNA. RefSeq lists its product as uncharacterized. The transcript has 3 exons. The record is from RefSeq and is a predicted model, not a curated record. The coding region runs from base 1 to 1650 and encodes 549 amino acids. NCBI's taxonomy places the organism in Eukaryota, Metazoa, Arthropoda, Insecta, Diptera, Diopsidae.
AUGCAUUUCUUUGAAAACGCACAAGAAACUGAUGUGGAAAAACCCAAAGAAGAAAACAAAAACGAAGAAUCCAAGCCCACAGCUGAUCCCGAAUCAAAAGAAGCAAAAAUAACUGCCGUGGACAAUAAAGUCGAUAGUGUGCAGAAAAUUGAUAAAAUCGAAGAAGCAUUGUCAGAUAAUGUAACAUUGUUGUUUAUGACGAGUAGAACGGAAACCAAGUCUGAUGUCUGUAUGGAAAAUAUAAAACUCAGCACAAAUUACGAUACUAGUUCCACCGAGAGUUCUAUUGUGAUACCUGAGUAUGAAGCUUGUAAUGUUAGUGACAGUCUAAAUAAUUAUUUAGAAAAUGCAAGUUCUGUACUUCAAGAUAAAAUUUGUUACAGAGCAGAGUGUAAUAAUUUUAAGUUCAGGGAACAACGAUCCAUUAGUGUUUCCACAGACUCGGCUCCAAGUUUAAAUGUGGGAGAAGAACAAAUAAUAAAUCAAAGAAAAAUUCUGGUCUUGCAUGAAUUAACUGAAGAGCACUGCAUUUCAACAAAGUCCGAGAAAUGUGCAGAGGAGAUUAUGGAUAAACGUAUGGGAGCAAUAUUAAAAACAAUGAAUGAAGAUGCUGUAGAUGAUGAAAUAAUUAAAGAGUCACACAGACCUAAUGAAAUAACUGUUAUUAAAAAGCCAAUGUUCCAAAUGGCAACGGUUAGGACAGAUAUGGAAGAAACAAAGCGAACUGAUGAAGAAAUAAUAAAAAUCGAAGCUAAGCAUCUUUUCGAUAGAUAUUCAAAAGUUAUUGAGGAAUUAAAUAUAAGACAGCAAAAAUUGACAUGUCACAUUCGUCAUGAUGUUGAAAAUAAUUGUGAUCAUAAGAAUAUAGCUAAACUAGUAUCCCGUGCAGUAAGGGCUUAUUAUAAUCCUUGUGCGGGUCCGUUUGUUAGAUUCAUGAAUAGUGAUCUCAUUGAUCAAACUCCUGCAUCAUGGCAAUUUAGAAUUAUAAGUCAUCCAUCCAAUGAUCCUGCCACUCUUUCUAGAUUAGUAAAAGAACGUGUUAUGCCAAAUAAUAUGUCUUCCUACGAAAUGAACUUAUGGCGUAGCCCGAUUUCUUGUCCAGAUACUGAUUGCAUAUACAAGACAUUUUUAUCCGAUUUUACAAAGCAUUUGCUAGUAGAUCAUAAUCAUCUACCAAUGGAACGUGUGUAUCCAAGAAAUGUUAAAAAUUUCUUUAUUGAUGUACGUGUUGCUUUCGUUGAUGUUCCUAAAGUUCGAAUGCUCUUUCUUUUGCAGGAAAGAAUUACUGAAUUAGGACAUAAUACAUAUAACGAUUCCUUACCUCUGCUAAUAAUGACCUCAGUUCUUCGUUUAAGUGAUAUAAUGCAGUCAGAAGAAAUAAAACAAAAUAGCGAUCUGAAAUUUCUUCUCAUUUGGGUGUCUGGCCUAGAAACUGGUAAAUAUCCAACUAAUAUGACUUUAGUAGCAUGGAAAAAUACUGGAAGAUAUCCUGAAUAUCAAGUCGUUAUAACAGGAUCAAUUUUGCCAAUCACUAAAGUAUUGACUCCACUACAGGUGCUCGAAACUGGAAAUUGUCUGUUAUUAACACCUCGACAACAAAAGAUAUUAACUGCAAAAAAUCUGCUUCAUCUCCAGUUAUUUAUUCACUAGGAAAUCAUUAAAAAAUAUUACCAUUAAUUUCAACCUUAAACUAGAUACGAUAGAAACUGCUGCAAUAAAGGUAAUAACAUCAGUAAUGAAUUUUGUCGGUCUAAUGAAAAGUGUUCAAGAAGCGGUGAUAUGAUGAUUUAUCCACUUAAAAAUAUCGGUGAGGAAACUUUGACCAUAAUGAUUAACACUGCUUUAAUAUAUACAUCAAUAAUUUUAAAUCCUUAAGGGAUGAAGUAAAAGUACAUAAAACUGAAAAAGUAAAAUGCUUAUUUCAAAAU